UAUUAAAUCUAAGUGCCAAUUUUAUUACGUAAUAAUAACAUUCAUUAAAUUUUUUGGAAGGCGGCUAUUAUUUAAUUUAUGCUUUAAAAGUAGUUUUCUUUUGCAUUAUUUUCAUUACAGGAGUUUAAGAUGGGAUUUGCGCCCAAUUUAAAACAAAUAGAACAAAGACCUUUGCAUGGCACGACGGUGUCCAUCCACGGCUUUCACGAAAUACCGCCGCGUAAAAAAUGGAAUAUAUCUACAAUUUGUUUUCUUAUUGCAGCUAUUGCUGUUACAAAGUUGAAAGUAUGAUUUAAUUUAUCGAUCUGCGCGCGUUUACUAAUCAAGAUAAUUUUGUUUCACAAUGUUUCUUUUAUAUUGACGCAAUCAGGUGUCGUUUUCGAUUAGAGACGAAGAACGGAAGAAGGUUGUUCUAAGAAUUGCGAAACCGCACAGUCCGGUUGAAGUCCUGAAAACAUUGUUUGGGAAAGAUAUGCCAUUGAAUAGAGUAUGGUCGAUAAAGUGCAGUCCCAAAUGCAGCGCGAAUUUUCAUGGUUACGUGGGAUUAUCCGACAGAAACGCGAUGCAGUGGAUUUUUUUAAAUCACAGGCCAAUCUGUUGCCCUCUUGUUCUGAAGUUAAUUAAGAUUGCCUUCAAAGAAAGGCUCAACUCGUUUUCUGAUCAGAAAUUCAACGCGCGUGAUUCGGGUGAAAAUAUAUUUAUCCUGUUUUUUCUUACGUUCUCAGAGAAAGAAUUCACGUUUGUUACCGAAAAUGGAAAAAGAUGCAUCAUGUUUUAUAAUAUGCAGAAGAUAUUAAAUGCCAUUAAAAAUUGCAUCUUUAAAUGUCUCGCGGAAGAAGCUACAGUUUCCUCCAUUAUCCCUUAUUUAUAUAAAACACAAUUGUUAAAACAAAUAUAUUUAAAAAGAGAAAAAUCUGUUUUUAGCAACGAUAUCAAUAAACAUCAAAAUAUUACAUCUUCGAUGAUAGAAAAAAAAAUCGUUUUGAUUGGCUUUAAAAGAAAAAGAACUACGUCAACUAAUUAUCUCAACAAACAAUGUAAAAUAAAUGAUAAUAUUGAAACCGUCAAGCAUUAUGUAAGUAAAAGACAUAAUGCAUUGACUAACAUUCAUUGCCAGACAGACGUUACUGCUACGAAACGUACGAAUUUGUGUGUAGAUAAAGAUAUAAAGACAAUACACAGCAUUGAUAAAAUGCAAGAAAGUUCCAUGAAUCUAGAUAUAACAGAUGAUUCUGGUAAAUCUAAUAAGGUUCUCAAUUGUCAUGAAAACAAUAAUUUAGUAAACACGAUUUCGCCUCUUUCUGAAUGGUCGAAUUGGACUUAUUAUACAAAUAAUAAAAAACACGAUUUUACAAGAAAUAUGAAUAAUAUAUUUCGUAAAAAUGAGAUACCUCACUUUGAUUUUUUGCCGCGAAAAUUGUACGGUUUUUUACAGCAUCGUUACGUUAAAUUGACAAAUUUGAAAUCUUUGAACAGUCCCAACGAUACAAUUUUGUUCACAGAAAACUGGCAACAUGAACAAACAACGGUGCAUCCUUGUAAGUUAAAGCAAAAAUUAUGCGAAUUUAAAUUAUCACGAGAAUCAUUAAAGUGCAUAAAAAUUAUAAAUCAAGUUAAUAAUGAAUUUAUUGCCGCAUGGAUGACGUACAAUGACAAGAAAAUUUUAUUAAUGAUCGAUCAACAUGCUGUCCAUGAAAGAAUACGUUAUGAAAAAUUGCUUCUUAGUCACAAGGUGCAGAACGAGAGUGAGUUACUUUCUUUUAAUUUGCGUGAUCCUUUAUCCAUGGAAUUUCCUACAGAAAUAUGCAAUUUACUCCUACGUAAUAAAAUAUCAUUGAUGAAAUACGGAAUAAGUUUGGGAUCAUUAAAGGAAAACACACUAUUAAUACGCACAAUACCACAAUGUUUAGUUACGAAUAGUGAUCCCUAUAAUAAUAAAAAAAUACUGCCAAAAAUUCAUAGUUUGUUGAACGACGUGCUAAAGAAUCGUAAUGUAAUGAGUCAAACAAACACAUUACCAUUGACUAUUCAUAAUGCUAUAGCUUCGGGGGCUUGUCAUGGUACAAUGCUCAUAUUUCAUUGUAACAUAAGUGUUAUGGAUGAAUGUAUUAUAUGUUUACGUAUAUAA
This is a messenger RNA of Monomorium pharaonis (pharaoh ant), 2128 nucleotides long. RefSeq lists its product as uncharacterized. The transcript is spliced from 4 exons. Bases 473 to 2128 code for a protein of 551 amino acids. The record is from RefSeq and is a predicted model, not a curated record. Gene Ontology annotation, molecular function: ATP hydrolysis activity; ATP binding; ATP-dependent DNA damage sensor activity. Gene Ontology annotation, cellular component: mismatch repair complex. Lineage: Eukaryota; Metazoa; Arthropoda; Insecta; Hymenoptera; Formicidae. Gene Ontology annotation, biological process: mismatch repair.